Molecule: messenger RNA, 1084 nt
Organism: Funneliformis caledonium
Lineage: Eukaryota; Fungi; Glomeromycota; Glomeromycetes; Glomerales; Glomeraceae
Source: the annotation of a GenBank genome assembly
AUGGAAUUCUCUUAUUUUGAACUUGUUUUUGGAUCCUUAAUCUGUUCGAUUUUAUUUAUUUUAAUGCGUAGGGAACGACAAAUAAAAUUGAAUGAACCCCCUCUUGUGUAUUAUAAAUAUCCAAUUAUUGGACAUACUAUUGAUUAUUAUAAAGACAAUGAAAAAUUUAUUAAAGAAUGUUAUGAAAAGUACGGAGAAAUCUUUUCUAUAUAUGUCUUUGGUAAAAUUAUAACCUUAGUUGGCGGUGAAUUUUCUUCUGAAAUCUUCAAAAAUCACAAAGAUUUUUCUUUCAGUGAAUCAAACGAAGAGUUUUUACCUUUGCAUAGCUUAACGCAUCGCCCAAACGAAUUGGUUAUGGUAAUUCAAAAAAAUUUAACAGGAGAUUUAAAAUACUAUACAAAUCGAGUUCAAAGACAAUUACUUAAAUCUAUUGACGAAAUAAUCGGAGACGGUAAAGUUUUACAACCCCCUUUAAAAUCCUUCCAAUUCAUUAUCGCAAAACCUGUUGCCGCAUCUGUGGCCGAAGAAUUAUCUGAUGAUAAAGAGUUGAUAAAUUCAUUCGCUUAUGCUAUAAAGGAUAUUGCUUCGUAUAUAAAAAUUCCACCUAUUUUAAAUUUCAUUCAUCCUAACUUGCACAGGGAAUUUAUAAAAAUGUUGUUUCGUUAUCCAAGUAAUCCCUUCAAAUAUCAUAGAAAAAUCAUUAAACAAAAGAUUACACCAGUGGUUGAGAAACGUUUAAGUGAAAUGAAGAAACUUGACGGUGCUUAUGUUCCCCCGGUUGAUAUCUUACAAAAGUUUAUUGAACUAUAUGGUGGAGAUAUCGAUACCAUCACAGAUUCUAUAGUUACGGUUGUAUUUGCAUCUAUACAUACUACGUCAACGUUUAUUACUCAUGCUCUACAAGAAGAACAAGAACAACUGUUUAAAAGUAACGAAAAUGAAUAUUAUUCUAUUGAACAAAUUGCUAAAAUGGAAAAGUUAGAUAGUAUGCUUAAAGAAACAUUAAGAGUAUAUGCCGGUGUAUUACCACAUAAAUUAAUGUCCCCGUAUUAUACUUUUUCAAGCGGACAUCAAGUUCCAAAAG